This is a messenger RNA of Staurois parvus, 296 nucleotides long. Lineage: Eukaryota; Metazoa; Chordata; Amphibia; Anura; Ranidae. The record is from the annotation of a GenBank genome assembly.
CUGUACUAUGUCCGCAGUCUCUGGUCAUCCCCUGUACUAUGUCUGCAGUCUCUGGUCAUCUCCUUUAGUAUGUCUGCAGUCUCUGGUCAUCUCCUGUAGUUUGUCCGCAGUCUCUGGUCAUCUCCUGUAUAUGUCCGCAGUCUCUGGCCAUCUCCUGUACUAUGUCCGCAGUCUCUGAUCAUCUUCUGUACUGUGUCCGCAGUCUCUGGUCAUCUCCUUUAGUAUGUCCGCAGUCUCUGGCCAUCUCCAGUACUAUGUCCGCAGUCUCUGGUCAUCUCCUGUACUAUGUCCGCAGU